AUGUUCAUGUUUUUCGAUGGAGCGCUAAGCUACUGCCCCUCUUUGUGCAUUUGUAAGGGAAACAAGUCUAUAGAUGGAGCAGUAGUGGAACUGCAGCCUGACGAACCUCUGAAAUUAAAAUGCGGCGGCACUCCAGCUCAGAUUACUGAACUCAAGGAAAUAGAUCUUAGUAAACUAUGGACUGUCGUUGUCAGCUUGAAUUUGUCUGGCAAUGCUGUCUCAACUUUGUCACGAGAGCUUCAUUUACCUAAUUUGCAGAAAUUAGAUCUCAGUAGAAAUCAAAUAACUCUUAUUGAAUCUGAUGCAUUUUACAAUAUGACCUCACUGCAAAGGCUGGAUUUGUCCUACAACCAAAUAAGCAACAUUUACAAAGAAAUGUUCAAGGGUUUGGUCAAUUUGGAGAGAUUGAUUUUAUCACAGAAUCUCAUUUCAACAUUAGCUGCGGGAACAUUUGACUAUCUUGUUGGCUUGAAACAGCUAGAUAUAACAGAAAAUCCUCUUAUUUGUGAUUGUGACCUAUUAUGGGUAGGCGAUUGGUCCAGAAAUACCAGUGUAAAACUUGUGGGUAAUCCUAAAUGCAGAUCACCAGAAAACAUGGUCAAUAAGACUGUCCGUAAACUGAAAAUAUUCUUGGAUCUAUCAGCUUGCGGCAGUGUUUUACCUUCAACCUCCUUAAUUGUAAAACCUGGUCACGAUCAAGUGGUAUUUGAGGGUGAUACUUUGAUGUUAACUUGUAAUGCUCCAUUCGCUUCAGUGUUGGCAAAGUAUGAACUGAAAUGGGUGCAUCCAAUGCUUGAAAUAUGUGACGUGAAUGUAACUAACACAGAUAUGCAAGAAGAAGGGUUGGCUGAAACAACAGUAUUCUUUCCGAAUAUAACCAACCAUCAUAUGGGUAACUGGACAUGCAUGUACAGUGACCAGAACCGUAUACGACAUAACCAUACGGUGCAAGUUUUGGUGCUAUCAAACAGAACUCAGUAUUGUGGAACGAAUCACACAAUUAAUAAUAAAGGAUUGUAUUCCUGGCCUCAGCUACUCUUAAAUCAUACUGCCAUUGUUCCUUGUCGUAGUGGUGAAGGCACGGCGUAUAGGCACUGCAAUGCAAAUGGCACUUGGGGACCAGUUAAUACAACGGAAUGCUCAUAUAUAAGUAAUGUAACAAAAUUACUCCAGCAAUUUGCAUUGUUAAACGUCAGUUUAGUCCAAUAUUCUGCGCUGAAUGCAACAGAGCGCCUGGCUAUGUUGAUACAGGAAAAAACAUACCCAUUAGCUGAAAUAAUUGACCCCGAUGAUGUUAUGUUCAUAUCGCAAGCUAUAAGGAAUUAUAUGCAGUAUAUGUCAGAGGAGCGAGAUUUGGGUGCAUCACUAUUGGAUGUUAUUAGCUCUGCAAUGAACAUAACACAUUCAGUAAUGACCAAGGCGGAGACACAGUAUGGAGCCUGCACGGACAUGGUGCGCGCCGCUGAAGAGAUCUCCGCGUAUACUAACAAUGUACAGGGGCAUAAGGUGAAGUUGGCGGUGGAGCGGUUCCCGGUGCGCGAGGGCUUCAGCGGCGUGACGUGCGUGUGGUACAGUGCGGGCGGGCCGCCGCGCCUCACUGCUCCACCACCAACCGCACCGUUGCGCCGCUGCUCACCGUCAGCGCCGCGCUUAUACACGCCAGCGUGCAGCACUACGGAAUCUGGUAUAUUACUCCAAACGAAGCCGCAGGAUCUGGUUGUGGCAGUAUACGAUGAUGCCUCUCUCUUCCCUCUGCUGCCGGAACUAGAGAAUGAUGGAGCGCAGCGAGGUCAUAGGUCCAAAGAUUAUUACGGCAGGAGCACUAAAAGAGAGGAUAUGAAUAUGGAGAUCACUUCGCCUGUUGUCGGAUUUCAGCUUAGUCAGAGCCAACUCCACGGGGAACUAUUGGAGCCAGUGAUAGCGACAGUACGAGCCGGAGCUUCCGGGGGAGUUGACGGUCGAGCUGCCGUGUGGGACGCUACCACCAGACGUUGGAGGGACAAUACUUCUGAUUGCAAAGUGUCUCAUGUGGUGUCAGAGAUGAUAAUUAUAAGUUGCACCCGAUUGGCAUACGUAGGACUAUUACAAAAUGUCGAAACUGGCAUAUAUGGGGCACGAACCGAUGGCGCAAGGUUCAAGGUUUCCCACCCCGCUAUUUACGUGGGUAGUUUGAUAUUAAUAGGAUGCGUCAGCUGUGCCACACUUACAUACAUCAUGUGCUACCCCGCCAUACAAAUGGCGAAGAAAACAAAACACGCCCUUAUUAACACGUGGAUAGCGGUGGGAUUGCUCUGCUUCUUGUACACCCUGGGUAUAUACCAGACUGAGGAUGUAAAACUUUGUCAGAUUUUGGGUCUGCUGAUACAUUAUUUGUCGCUUUGUUGUCUCCUCUGGAUGUGUGUAUCCGCAAGUAACAUGUAUAAGUGGGUUACUAAGACCCACAACCCCGUCAGGACUCCCGAAGAUGAGAUUCCACCGGAUGUGCCCAUCCAAAAGCCAAUUUUAGGAUUGUACCUGGUCGGGUGGGGGAUUGCGUUGAUUGUCUGUGGCAUAUCGGGCGCUGUUAAUCUGAAGGACUACGCGGGUUAUUCUCAGUGUUUUCUGAGCACAGCGCCGGCUUUAAGCGCUUUAUUUAUUCCUGGUGGGAUAAUGCUUCUGUUUUUGUUAAUUUUGUUCCUUUUGAUACGGUGUACGAUCAGAAAUAUGAAUGUGCAGCUUUCCGAAGGGACGCAAGCGACCGAAAAUUUGGACCUGGAAAUGUUAGAACCGAAUCAAGGGAACGAAGGAGCUGAAAGGCGUAGCACAAAGUCUGCUAUGGAUUCCGAAGUGGAAGAUAUUGAGCACACACCAAUAAUACAGCUCCGAGCACAAGUUAUAGUGCUCUGUCUAUACAUGUCUGUAUGGACUUGUGGCGCUAUUGCAGUGUACAGGCCUCUGCCUGCCUAUUUACCUUAUCAAGAAGAUAUUUGUAGUAUUAUAUAUGCGGUAUGCGCGACUGUAUUAGGGACCUUCAUUUUAUUCUUUUACGGAAUCGCUAGAAGUGACGUCAGGUCGCAAUGGUCCCUGUUACACUGCUAUUUUCAGAAAAGUAAACAGUGCUGCAGAAACAGAAGCGUCUUUGACGCGAACCAACAAAAUCUGCAGACAAAUCAAAGUAAUACUGCACCCAUGCCAAUCCCAAACGACAAUAGAUCCCGGUCGGAUAGUAGAAGCUCGAACAGAACCAAUUCCAAAACUAACAACAGUGGCACUUACAAAGCUGGCGCGGAACUAAACGGGCAAACUCUUCAAAAGGAUUUGUUGAAAAAUACGAAUGGAAAGACCCCCAACAUAAACCUUGUGGUACUCCAUCGGCAGCAGUAUAGGUCGAACAAUUCAAUGAUGACUUAUCCAGAACCAGCGAACGUGGGUCCAGAAGUGUUCUACAACCCCAAUCAAAUGAACGUGGCGAAGAAAUUUUUCAAGAAACAGAGGCAACAUAUGAAAAGAAAUUGCCUAGAACUACCAAUGAGAAGGGACUGUGAUAACGACUCCCACAUAAUAUCGUUACCACUCGCCACAAAAGAAGCAUAUAGUGGCGUCGCGAACAUAAUAAACGCCGGAUCUAAAGUUAACAAUACAAAUUUGCACGUAGAAAGAACAAAUAACGGUAUAAAAGAAACGCGUAAUGUAACCAAUCCCAAUUUGUUAGAAGAGGAACCGAGAGAAAACUUUAAAAAUUACACGACUGAUAAAAAAUCAUGGAGCAAAAACGACGAUCCCAAAUCCAGAGCGCAAAUAAUGAAUAUUUAUACUAACGUCCCCGAAACGCAAGUGCCACAGCAUCAAAUUAUGAAAUCAAACGUGCCUAAGACCCUCAACGGGCAUAGGAGUAGCGUUUCGGAGGAAUGCCUUCAAAGUCAUGCGAGUGAACAACCCGAAAUGCGGACAGUUUCACAGCAGUGCAGUUUAGAAUAUAGUUCUGCGUCAGAAAUAGCUAUGCCACACACUUGUUCCGAUCAGACCCUCAAUACACAUUCGGAAAUGAACUCUCUCCAAGAGACGCACAGUGCCUUAUGUUCCACAAACGAAAUUACUGACACGGAAAGCUUUGGACAAUACAUAGACUAUUUACAACCAACUAAAACACAAGAAACAAAAGAUAAUGCCUUAGAUAAAUCCCUUCAAGAUAUAUCAGAAGAAUGCACUAUGAACAGUGACGAUAUCCACCGAUCAACCACUCCACAUUUAGAAGAGCCGGAAGGAGAAAUGGACAAUCUGCUGCAAAAUCCAGACAUUGAAGGAUCGAAGGAGAAGAUUGACGAUGACAAAGAAGCGUUCUUUUUGGCCAAAACGACUUACGAUUUUGAGACGUGUAGCACUAACGCCAGUGAGCAAGGCUUCGAAAACGAAAGCGAUAUUUACUGUCCCAAUUACCAAAUGUCCGAAGUUAGUAUACGAAGUCACGGACUAUACGCCCCUUCUCCGUCUUCAAUGUGUCCAAACGAAAUAAGUUUCAGCAACGAAGACGUGUCUAAUAUUGAGAGUCAAUACGUCAACUAUGAUCCAGGAUGGCGUAAAACUAUAAAGAACAAUCCGAAACUCGGCAAAUAUGUUCCAACGCCGGCUUUAAGCUGUCCAGAAGUGAAUAGGGAGCCCAGUCCGGUUUCUUUUAGCAGUGAUUUAGAUGAACUAUACACUCAGAUAACAAGCAGAGACAAAGACAGGAUGCCAAGGAAGGACCACGGACUUGAUGUGACAGUGAACAGUGACGUCACUUUGAAACCUAAUGACAGUGACAGUUGUGUUAGUGAGGCGAUGUCAGAUGUCGUGCAUAGAGGAGAGACUACAGUGUAG
Molecule: messenger RNA, 4836 nt
Organism: Parnassius apollo (apollo)
Lineage: Eukaryota; Metazoa; Arthropoda; Insecta; Lepidoptera; Papilionidae
Source: the annotation of a GenBank genome assembly